GUCCACGCUCUAUACCAGCUGUUGGCGGUAAUGCACCAAUUUAUGCCAACCGCCAUCAUAAACGUAGAAGAAGAAUGGGCAUCCGGCGGAAGUAAACAAUGAAAAGCUAAUAUCUGUCAGCUAGAAGACGGUUAUGUUGUCAUCUUUCAGCUGAUUAUUGAGUGUUUCAGCAACAAUGUCUUCAGUUCAGCAUCUGAGAGAGUUUAUCAGCGAGCGACUAACUGCUGCUGCUGAAGAAAUAUUCACAGAGUUUGAAAAAACCAUCGUCCAGUACGAAGAAGUGAUCGAUCGUCAGCGCAGACUGCUGGAUGUCAGCUGGAAACCACAGAUAAACUUCCACCCGGCAGCAGACCUCCCACAGCAACAUGACUAUGAAAAGGAGGACAUUCUAUCUGACCAGCAGCUCUUUCAACAGGAGAUGAAGUCCAGUUUGGACCAGGAAGAACCAGAAACUCAACAGACUGAAGAAGAGCAGGAUGAAGUCCACAUCAGUCAGGAGGGAGAGCAGCUUGUUCUAAAGGAUGAGACUGACAUGGUGGUUCAAUGCAAGUCUGAGUCUGAAGAAAUGUUCUACAGUGUAGAAAAGACUACCAUCCAGUAUGAGGAGGAGGAGGCUGAGCAUCAACCUAGAUUGUGGAAUAUCAUCAUGAAACCUCAAGUAAAGUUACAAGGAAUAGACAUUUCACAACAACAUUUCUGUAAGGAGAAGGAAGAGGUUCUCAAUAACCAGCGUCUCUGUAGCCAGGUGAAAAAUUCUAGAUUGGACCAGGAUGAACUAGAACCUGCACAGGUCAAAGAGGAACAGGAGCAGCAAUCCACCAAUCAGGAGGGAGAUCAGCUUGUUCUGAAUCAGGACACUAAUCCUUUUAUAGCGACUUCUAAUGAUGAGGAAAGUAAUCACAUCAAAAAAGAACCAAACAGCAACCAGCUCUUCUUUCACAACUCUUUCCUAGCAGAGCAUCAUGUUCAGGAAACAGACAAGUUUGUUUUUUCAGGGUCUGCUAUAAAUACAGAGCAGAUGAUGAGCAGCAUAAACAGAAGUCAUAACAAUGUAGGUAACUCUUCCAGGCCAAAUAGUUACCGUGGAAAUGAAAAACAAUCCAAAAAGACUGUUGCAUGUGACAUUUGUGGAAAGGUCUGUCAUUCUAUGUCGCUAAUGAAGCAGCAUCGCUAUGUGCACACUGGUGAAAAACCCUACCUUUGUAAAAUCUGUGGAAAAAGUUACCGUCAAAGCAGCAAUCUAACUGUUCACAUAAGAACCCACACAGGCGAGAAGCCAUAUUCAUGCGGAACAUGUGGGAAGGGUUUCACUGGCAGAGGCAGUUUGACUGUCCACAUGAGAACUCACACUGGAGAAAGGCCAUAUUCUUGUAAAACAUGUGGGAAAAGAUUUAGUCUAAGUAGUCAUUUGACAGACCACAUGAGAACUCACACUGGGGAAAGGCCAUAUUCUUGUAAGUUGUGUGGAAAAUCUUUCAGUCAAAAAGGCACUUUGAUAGGCCACAUGAGAACUCACACAGUUGAGAAGCCACAUUCUUGUAAAACAUGUGGGAAAAGUUUUAGGGAAAGUGGCGCUUUAACAUCCCAUAUGAGAACUCACACGGGUGAGAAGCCAUAUUGUUGUAAAACGUGUGGAAAAGGUUUCAGUGAAAGUGGUACUUUGACGUCCCACAUGAGAACCCACACAGGUGAGAAGCCAUAUUCCUGUGAAACAUGUGGGAAAAGCUUCAGUCGCCGUUAUGGUUUGAAUGUCCACAUGAAAACGCACACAGCAGGAAAGCCUUAUUCCUGCAUGUGGGAUAAGUUACAACAAAAAGAAGUGUUUGACUAACCAUAUCAGAAAGCAUAUUUAUGAGAAGCAUCUGGAAACAUAACAGUAAUGUUUGGAGUGAAGGAAGCAGAGGUGGGGGUUAGGUGUGUGAGAGAUUUUUAUUCACUAAUAACUGAGUUUGCCUGUAAAUGGUAAAAUAUAAAUGAAUUCUGUUUUUCAGUAUAGUCCUGAAAAAUGCAUUAAAUCUCUUCAACACUAACCAGUGGUUCAGCUAACAAAGCCAUGAAGCAUCAAAGCAUCUGUCAUGUCAUGUUAAUCUGUAGACUAAAUUACAAAGCUAGCCACUAGGCUCAUUUCAUGGUUGCUCUGUUUGCGUAUUUCAAAGUUUUCUUUGUAAAAUGUAUUUUAUACAAAAAGAUAAGCUGCAUAUGCCUUAGAGACAGAAAAUGUCUGAAUUCUGUGUCUUACAGCACCUGCAGAUGCACUUCUCCGUGUUUCAGCAUUUUGCUGCCGCUAGUACGUCAGCUUUGCUGUGGUAUAGAAAACAACAUAACAACCUUUUUCAUGCUGGGAUGAAACAAAAUUUUUCUCAUCUGUGUUUCUUUGCUAUUUAUCCUCUCUGGAACUUUAUUCUGUUGCUUAUGAAACUGAGAACUGCAUGUAUGAUUGUGUUGGAGUAUUUAAUUAAACAGAAGAUUCU
Messenger RNA from Melanotaenia boesemani (Boeseman's rainbowfish), 2471 nucleotides. RefSeq names its product zinc finger protein 568-like. Gene Ontology annotation, biological process: central nervous system development; regulation of transcription by RNA polymerase II. Bases 176 to 1831 code for a protein of 551 amino acids. Gene Ontology annotation, molecular function: DNA-binding transcription factor activity, RNA polymerase II-specific; RNA polymerase II cis-regulatory region sequence-specific DNA binding. The record is from RefSeq and is a predicted model, not a curated record. The transcript has 3 exons. Lineage: Eukaryota; Metazoa; Chordata; Actinopteri; Atheriniformes; Melanotaeniidae. Gene Ontology annotation, cellular component: nucleus.